Phragmites australis (common reed) is the source of this 1005-nucleotide messenger RNA. Its product is annotated as histidine-containing phosphotransfer protein 2. Lineage: Eukaryota; Viridiplantae; Streptophyta; Magnoliopsida; Poales; Poaceae. The transcript is spliced from 6 exons. The record is from RefSeq and is a predicted model, not a curated record. Gene Ontology annotation, cellular component: nucleus; cytoplasm. The coding region runs from base 308 to 745 and encodes 145 amino acids. Gene Ontology annotation, molecular function: protein histidine kinase binding; histidine phosphotransfer kinase activity. Gene Ontology annotation, biological process: phosphorelay signal transduction system; cytokinin-activated signaling pathway; phosphorylation.
UCGAAUCAACCAUCCUUAAAAAAGACCCUGCCGUGGGAACAGAAAAAAAGGAAAAGGAGGGGAGGAAUUGAGUCCACCACCACCACCGGCAGCGGCAGGCAAGGCUCGCCGUGGCCGCAACUCGGCUCGGGAAUCCAAUCCCCCACUCCCCUCCCCUCCCCUCCCCGCCGCGCUGGACUUAUAAAUAGAUUCUUCCCCGUCUCGAUCCCCGCCGGCUCGGGUCGGAUUCAACUCACCUACCCACCACUUCCAAUCCCAACUCUGCCUACUUCCUACGCCACUGUCACCACCGCUCCCUCCCCUUGUCAUGGCGGCCGCGGCGCUCAGGGAGCAGCUCAACGCGCUCCUCGCCUCCAUGUUCGCCUCGGGUUUGGUGGACGAGCAGUUCCAGCAGCUGCAGAUGCUGCAGGACGACGGCGGCACGCCGGGCUUCGUCGCCGAGGUCGUCACCCUCUUCUGCGAUGACGCCGACAGGAUCAUCGCUGAGCUUGCCGCCCUGCUGGAGCAGCCCAUCGUGGACUUCGAUAAGGUGGACGCCUACGUGCAUCAGCUCAAGGGAAGCAGCGCCAGUGUUGGUGCUCAGAAAGUGAAGUUUACUUGCAUGCAGUUCCGUCAGUUAUGCCAGGAUAAAAACAGAGACGGGUGCAUUAUGGCGUUGGCUGUUGUGAGAAAUGAGUUCUAUGAUCUGCGCAACAAGUUCCAGACUAUGCUUCAGCUUGAGCAGCAAAUCCAGGCUCAGCAAUAAUAGAAGGAAAAGGAGCAUAGAUGCAUGUGACCUCACAUGAUACUGUAUCUUUGAAGAUUUAGACCAUGUUCGAUGGGUUCCCAACUUGGAAUGUGUGGAAAGUCACUGACAUGAGAUGUCAUGCUCAAACUUUGGCUCACAGACCUGUAAUUGUUAGCGACAAAAAACGAUUGUCUAGCGUUUUGUCUCUAAUAGUUUACCUCUUGGUGUUUGAUGGGCUGUCACGUGGCAGCCAUCAUAUAUAUACAUAUAUAUAUAUA